Molecule: messenger RNA, 9447 nt
Organism: Chiloscyllium plagiosum (whitespotted bambooshark)
Lineage: Eukaryota; Metazoa; Chordata; Chondrichthyes; Orectolobiformes; Hemiscylliidae
Gene: slitrk5
Product: SLIT and NTRK like family member 5
Biological process (GO): positive regulation of synapse assembly; axonogenesis
Molecular function (GO): protein binding
Source: RefSeq, a predicted model, not a curated record
UAGGGCAGAUGAUCAAAUGUUGGCACGUAGAAAAGAGAGGAAAGAAGGGUCUGUGUGAGUCAGGUCCUUAACAGCUGAGGCACCGCCAUCCAGCGGGGAUCCACGAAAAGAGGCAAUGUACACAAAGACCAGAAUUGGAGGUGUGAGGUGGAUACAGGAUCACAAAGUUACAGAGGACUGCACAGGAUAUUAUAGCUCGCUGUGCGUUUGCGUGAUAGUUAUCACUGUGUCAACUUUUCAACUCACAUUUCUGGCCGCCGUAAGUACGAUAACUUUUGCGCACGGUGAGAAGUUAUUACCGCCUGUGUUUCAAAAUAAAGAAACUAAAACUCAGUGGGAAAUAGGACCCUGAGCGGUGACCAUCCCUGAAUCCAGAUUUUUUAAGGUUCCUCCUGUCGGAACGUCAGCAAAGUCAAAUACUGUAGUUGUGGAGUUUUGUGUCCUUCUUUAUUUCUGUCACCCUGCACUGCCAUCUAUUGGCCAUCAGCUACAAUCAGUUCAUUUCUCUCUGUGUGUGUCUGUGUGUGUGUGCGCUGUUCACCCCCGCUGCGUAUUUGCCUGCUGUUUGGGAAAUGGCUAGAAUGACAAACAACCACGCUGAGUACAGUAAAUACUGACGCUCCUACAAAUGGUUUGUUAGCGCUGAUUUAUCACCCUCUUAAAAAAUAUGGACUGGAUCGGCCUUGGUGGAAUGAAUAGAAAUUACAGCGUUCAGAGAAAAAAAAUAAUCGGAGGAAGAGCGCUGUCCGAAACUCGCAAAAGACUCGGGUGCAUUUUCCAGACAUACUACGUGCUACUCGAUUUUGUGUUUCAUUUCACUGAAUGGCCAUUUGAAACUGAAGAUUUCGUUUUUCCGACCUCCCCUGCCAACUAAUAGCUUGGAUUAACCUGACUGUUGACAGCACGGUAAUAAUGGUCCCAAGGCAAUGGAUAAAUGGAAAGGGAAAGUCGACAAGGAGAGAGGACCCACAGCGAAAGUCCUUCCGCAUUCCCCGGGGCUCGAAUGGAUUCGAGGUUGACACCGCGGUGAAUUUCUCCAGACGGCCACGCUUCCCGGCUUCCACAUCCGACUUUCCUCUUUAAGGCAAAAAGCCAAGAGACGGACGAGUUCGCUCCAGCCAUAUUCUACAGUCGGUGACUGCGAGGCAUCUUGUAACAUAGUCGGGCUGGCGGAGGAGUGGUGCUGCUGCUGCUUUUGGACUGUGGUGGGGGAGUGUGGGCUGCAGCGGUGGUAAACCAGAGGAUGUGCUUCUGUGAGCAAGGGGCUGGGGACCGGGCGGAGGGGCUGCUGCCGACCCGGCUUGUCUUGUUCACUGUCUGCUAAAGUUGGUGGAAGUGCAAGUGGGGGAGAAGUGGAGCGUCCGUCCGUCCGUUCGGCGGGCGGUCGCGCAGCGAACGUCGUGAGCAGGAGCUCGUCCACAAAAUCUCUCUAUCUCGAGUGCGACCGCGAUUACCCCUAAACAACAGCCACUUGGAAGGAUUACUAAUCACCUUCCAAAAGCGCCAGUUCCACUCGGAUCGCGGCCGGAAACGGACCCCCACCCUCCGAACCCCUGCAAUGUUGUGAGAUUUCAGGAGACGAGCUGGGUGAGCAGCCGCGGCUGGGAGUGAGCACCGGGAGCCCCGCCGAGAUGUCCGUGUGGCUAACGCGGGCCGUCGCCUUGGCUUCGUUGGUGGGCGGCUGGUGGUGGCGGCUGGAGGCGGUGGCCGGCGGAGCCGCCCCCGAGAGCUACGGCGAGGCGUGCGAGAGCCUGUGCUCCUGCCAGGAGAAGGACGGCGUGUUGGUGCUGGGCUGCGAGGACAGCCGGAUCGUCAGCGUGCUGCAGCUCAGCCCGCCCCGCUGGCCCGUCUACCACCUGUUCCUGAGCGGCAACCUGCUGAGCCGCCUGCAGACCGACGAGUUCCUCAACUUCAGCGGCGCCGCCGUGCUCCACCUGGGCGGCAACCGGAUCGAGGAGAUCGAGGCAGGCGCCUUCCGCGGCUUGCACGCCACCCGGCGCCUGCACCUCAACAACAACCGGCUGGAGGGCCUGCGGAGGGACGCCUUCGCCGGCCUGGAGCGCCUCGAGUACCUGCAGCUGGACUACAACUACCUCCGGCGGCUGGAGGGCGACACCCUGGACCGGCUGCCCCGCCUGCAGGUGCUCAUCCUCAACGACAACCUGCUGGCCGGCCUGCCCGCCGACCUCUUCCGCCACGUCCCCCUCACCCACCUGGACCUGAGGGGCAACCGGCUCCGGUCGCUGCCUCACGCCGGCCUCCUGGAGCACCUGGGCGGCCUGGCCGAGCUGCAGCUGGAGGACAACCCCUGGGAGUGCGGCUGCCCGCUGCUGGCGCUCAAGGCCUGGCUGGAGAGCAUCUCGUACACGGCGCUGGUCGGCGAGGUGGUCUGCGAGACCCCGUUCCGCCUGCACGGCCGCGACCUGGGCGAGGUCUCCCGCCAGGAGCUGUGCCCGCGCCGCGCCCCGGCCCCCGUCCCCGCCGCUGCCGCCGCCGCCGCCGGGGUGGGCCUGGACUCGGACUGGAGGCCGCCUCCGCCUGCCCUGAGCACCCGGGGGUACUUCCACAGCAGCAGCAGCAGCAGCCCGGUCCCCCCGCCCGCGGCCACAGCCCAGCACCACCACCCCACCCCCGUCACCUCGUCCCCCUCCAGGUCCCAGGCCAAAGGCACCCGCCUGCCCAAGGCGCCCUCGUCCCGGGUUAGGGUGACCACCUCCCGCAGCCCGUCCCUCAAGGUGGACGGGGACGGGGACGGGGGGGAGGAGGGGCAGGGCUACCCUUACGGCCCCAUCUUCGCCUACCAGACCAAGCCGCCGGUGCCCCUGGUGUGCCCCCGGCAGUGCAGCUGCCAGCUGCAGAUCUCCGAGCUCGGCCUCAACGUGAACUGCCAGGAGCGGCGGAUCGAGCGGCUCUCCGAGCUGCAGCCCAGGCCCUACAACCCCCGCAAGCUGUACCUGAGCGGCAACCGGCUGGCGGCGGUGCGCCGCGGCGACUUCGACGAGGCGGCCGGCCUCGAGCUGCUGCACCUGGGCCACAACCGGAUCGCGGCGGUGCAGGACGGCGCGUUCGCCAACCUGACCCAGCUGCGGCGCCUCUACCUGAACGGCAACUGCCUGGAGGCGCUGGGCGCGGGCACCUUCCGCGGGCUGCGCAGCCUGCGCUACCUCUACCUGGAGUACAACGCGCUGCGGCGGCUCGGGCCCGGCACCCUGUCCCCGGCGCCCGGCCUGCAGCUGCUCUUCCUGCACCACAACCUGCUGAGGGCCCUGCCGCCCCGCCUGUUCGCCGGGCUCAACCUGACCCGGCUCAGCCUGCGGGGCAACCGCUUCGCCUCGCUGCCGGUGGCCGGCCUCCUGGAGCAGCUCGCCUCCCUGAUCCAGAUCGAGCUGGACGAGAACCCCUGGGAGUGCGGCUGCCCGCUGCUGGGCAUGAAGCGCUGGCUGGAGCGCCUGGGCCCCGGCGCCCUGGUGCGCCGCCUCGCCUGCCACUCCCCCAAGCACUUGGCCGGCCACGACCUGGCCUCGCUGCGCGCCGACCUCAUCUGCCCGGACCACUCGGACGAGGUGGCGCUCUCGACGCCGUCGCUGCCGCAGCCCGCCCCGCCGGGGGCGGCCGCUCGGCCCCUCGCCACGGCCGGCGCGGCCACCCCGUUCCCGGCGGACGGGGGCUCGGUGGUGCCCCUGUCGGUGCUCAUCCUCAGCCUGCUGCUGGUCUUCCUGGCGUCGGUGUUCGUGGCGGCCGGCCUCUUCGUGGUGGUGAUGAAGCGGCGCAAGCGGGCGCAGAGCGAGCGCACCAGCACCAACAACUCGGACGUGAGCUCCUUCAACCUGCAGUACAGCGUCUACAGCCACGGCCCGGCGCCCAAAGCCAAGAGCCCCGCCGGGCACGUCUACGAGUACAUACCCCACCCUCUGGGCCACAUGUGCAAGAACCCCAUCUACAGGUCCCGCGAGGGCAACUCGGUGGACGAUUACAGGGACCUACACGAGCUCAAGGUCACCUACCGAAACCCGGUGGAGGACGAGCGAGAGAACCAGUUGAGGAGCCCCUCGUACAGCAUCAGCACCAUCGAGCCCCACGAGCAGGUCUCCCCAGUUCAAGACAUGGACCAUUUCUACCGUGGCAUCUUAGAGCCGGGCAAACAAUCGCCCACUGGCAACAGUGUUGAAUAUAAAUUUAGUAGCCCACCAAACUAUAAUUACUCACCGAACUAUGAAGUUAGACGCCAGUAUUUGCAUCCGGAGAGGAUGAGGGAGACGGUGCUCUACGGGGCACCCAGUAAUGUAUAUGCCGAGCAAAUUAGAAAUGAUUACCUGGAACUGAAAGCAAAGCUUCACAUCGAGCCGGACUACCUCGAAGUUCUCGAAAAACAGACAACGUGCAGUCAGUUCUAAGCCACAGAGUUGUUUAUAUACAGUAUUUAUUUCUAAUUAUCUGAAAUUCGGUUUUAUUUUUAUUGUUUCCUUUUCAUUUCACAUACUUGUUUGAGGAGAAAGUGUCUUGGCCACCAGAUAAUCACCUUGAAAGGAGAUUUCAGCCAGGGGUGUGCACCGCAACUCACGGCACCAUUGAAACACUGGAGUUUGCUAGGAUCAGAGGACCCUAAACUGAAGAUUUUCCUCGUGAUAUACUGACAAUAGGCAUAAGUAAACGUAUUGGGUUUCAUUGCCCCAGACGGGAACCUUACAGUCUUUCUUACAUUAACUUGCCCAUCUGGAAGCAGUUUUUAAAAAAAAAAAUUACUUAACUAAAUUAGCAUCACAUUGUGUUAGUAAAUUGCAGUUUCUUCAUGUGUACAACAAGCCAGGUAUUUUAGUUACAAAGUAGACCGAUACAAUACUUUAUAGUCACAUACACAAAAAAAUCACCUGGUAGUUACCUCUCCAACCAAAAUAUUUUGCUUAUUCCUAGAUGACAUCAGAAAUAUCGCAUGUUGUACAAAAAUGCUCCAGUUCAUUUUUGCAGUUUUGCAACAUGACUCAACAUACCUGAUGAGUGGAUCAAAGUGUGUCAUAGGUGAUGUCAGUGCACAAUUUGGAUUUGGUUCUAGCUUCAGCUGUCUUUAUAAUUAGUCAAAAUGGUCCUUCAUUGAACUUCACGAGGCUAGCACAUCCCUAAUUUUAGUAUGAAGCUCUUAUUCUUAAAGUGGAUGUCUUUGUAUGCAUUCUGCACUUUUAAAUUAGAAAGAAACCUGAGGUCUUUAAUAUUCAUCUCAGAAUUGCACAAUUGAGUGUGUGCACUGGGGCCACGCAGGGCUAUCUGUUGGAUUGUACAAAUCUGUAUGUAAUGUCUGUACCCUUGUAAAAAAAACUGAACGGGGUAGUUAUAUUACACCACCAGGUGUUAAAACUGGCUAUUGGUGUGACUUUUUUAAAGACCAUAUAUAGUUUUAACAAAAAUUAAAUUAUAACAGGCAGUUGAACUUCAAAACAAUGGCAGAUUGCUUUGCAUUGGCUACACAUUAAAGCCAAAUAAAGAGAGAUGACAGUGCAGUGAGAAUCUCUUGUCAGGAAGCAGCAUUUUAAUUGGAUUUACUGUUGUCAUUUUAAAUAUUUGUUGACAUGGAAUUGUAUUUAUUUGUCAAACUGGAUUUUCAAUAUGAGCCAGCAGCAAGCUUAGUAAUCUUAAGUUAAGGGUUAAAGUGAUCUGUUGAUGAAGGAAUUCUAGUUAAAGAAGCAUCCAGAGGUAGACCUGGAAAUUUGACUCUACAAGACUGCAUUAGCAUCCCCAGUAGAGGUCUCCACAGCAAUCAUCAGCAGUAUUUUAAAUCCAAACCCUUAAAUUGUUAAAUAUGAUAUUUGUACCACAUCCUCUAAUACUAUAAUUAACAUAUAUACAUGAGAAGGUCAAUAUUAAAUUAGUAAUUUUUUUCACAUUAAUUGGUUCCUAAAUAAAGUCAUGUUUUCACAUGUCAAGGGAUUUAUAAGUGUUCAAAUGGCCAGGCCUUCUUCCCUACACAGUAUUCAUUUAAAUAAUUUGUAAACUCCAAAAAGGUUUUUUAAAUACUGCUGUAAAGUGUUUUUUUUUUACCAGCAUUUAUCAUUAUUUUCACACAAACAUAUCAGUAAGACGAUUUAGUUCAUUAGGUAAUGUGAAGGAAACCAUCCAGACAUGAUUUUCUACUGUAGGUCUUUAUUGUGGAACAUUGUAGAUUUAUUUUAUGAUGCAAUACUUUUCUGUGGUACUGCAAACAUAAUUCAGAUCUAAUUGUCACAGAACAAAAAUUGAUGCAUUGCCCUCUGAAACCUGUUAAGUAAUUUAAUUUAAUUACAUUGGAUUUUCUGGAAGUUUUGAUGUAAAAUACAAAUUGGUACUAUCAAAAGUUAUACUGAUUUCCCAAAGGAUUUUAACUUGUGGACAUAUUUUCAUUAUUAUAGCAAAUUAGAAAGCACCAUCUUUACUAUUUUCACCUGAUUACAUUAUACUGAAGACUCAGUAAACCCUUUUCACUCUUGCUUCUUGUAAUAUGUAACCAUCAUGGCCAGUAUUAAGAUGGGGCUGGUUCUAGUUUUGUGGAAUUUAACAGUGCAUUAUAAGUAUAGUGGGAAUAUACUGUUACUUAUCAUGAAUGUACCCAUUUUCAUUUUGUUUUUUUCUCAUAGUGCAUACAUGUUAAGGUAGGCAGGCAUAUCUGGGAAAAGACAGUUGGAGUGUAGAUUAUCAGAUGCAUUCUAUCUUCUUUGCUUGGCCCAAGUGUAAUGCAGCAGCAUACCAAUAAAGGAAAUCCAGUCUUUCUCCUUUCCUUGCUGAAGAUGUUGCCACUGUAUGCCACAUGCACUAAGUUUAUUUCAUACACCGCUGUCUAAUUUUCUCCAUUGCUGAUUUAAACUGCAUGGUACAACAAAAUACAUCCUGACUGACUGGGUUAUUGAGAUUAGUUUAUCACCAUGCAAAUUUGUUAAAAGGGAAAAGAUUUUGGACAAUCUUCAUUAUUUAAUUCAAUGCAGCUUGAGAUAGUUAUGCCAGUGCCAUUCAUUGAAGUGUUCAUGCAUAAACCAAAUAUGUAUAUAACUCAGAUUGAGUUAGCUGUUGAAUUAUUGUUCCCAGAAAAAAAGAAACAAUGCUUAACUCUUUGAAUUCCAAGUCAAAUCCAAUCUCAUAUCUAUCUAGUUUUUAUGAGCGAAGUAAUUAUUUGUAUUCUUCAUAAAUACGUUAAAAAUAAUCCAUUUAAAGUACAAUGGCCAAAUCUUGCUGGAAUAGGGCAUCAUUAUUGUUUAGAUGCUUUUUUUUUCACUUGAGAGUUAAAACGCUUUUUUUGCGUUGGAGCUUGUUGCCAGUAAAAGCUGAUAACAAUGGGUGACAGCAUCAGGAUAGCUGGGACCUGGGUGAGUAAUAGGACCAUCGUUAAAACUCACUAAUAAAGCAGGUUUAAGGCUUGAGAGAGAAGAACAGGAAAAAUAGAAAAUAAGGAUAAAUUAGAAACAAAUCAGGUUUGGAAAUUGAAAAGAUAAGAAAGCAAGAUUGGAUUGGAAAAAAAGAAAGUGUGCAGGUAUUUACAUUUAAAAUGUGCAAAAUAUUUGCUAACUUUAUUACAUGCAGUAAAGAGGCUCAGCAGUUUAAAUUAUUGCAGUUCUGAACCAUAUUAAUCGGCACUGCAUUAUUAGUUUUAUUUGAUUAAAAUAUUUGUAUUGUAUGCUGUUAAUUUUAAGCCCUAAUGUUUUCCUAAGUAUUGUGCAAACUUAACGCAUUAUUAAAAUUAAUGGAAGGAUAAAAAAGAGAUGCCUUUUAUGGGAAGAAAGUGCAGAGUGGCAAAAAUCAAGUAACUAAUUCUGGAGAUUCACAAUUCAUGAACUAUCUCUUCAUGUCUUGAUUGUCCUGCCAAAUUUGUCUAUUAAUAAUGGUAUGUCUAAGAAAGAUUUUUACUUUUUCAGCAAGGUAUGGCCACUUCAAGGUAAUAAAACUGUGACUACUUGGAUGGUUAAAAUCAUCAUAAUUUCUAUUUAUUAAGUGAUGGUUUGGGAAGUUUAUUGUUUGAACUCAUAUAUAAUUUCAGAAAAUCUAAGUUGCAGUGACGUAUUUUUGAGCAAUGAUUGAUCAAAUUAUUGCAUAAGAUUAAAUAACAUCUAUUACAACUUACCAAAUUACAUCAAGUAAAUGUUCAAAGAAAUGCAUUAUGUUCAUUUAGUUAUAAUUGAUAAAGUAGCACGCCUCCUAUCUACAAACCUUACCAAUCCAAAUUAUUUCAACAACAAAGUCCCUGGAAUAUUAAACUGUAAUUUACAAAUAUAGAAACAGACAAGCAUUCAAAUUGUCUUCCUACAAAAAUUUUAAAUUUGAUAAUUAUUUUUAAACCACUGACUGAUAAGAUUUAAAAUCCUUGGUAGAUUUUUUUUUGUCUGGGAUACUGAAGUUUUGUGUAGUGAAUUUUUACACAAGUGUGAAUGAAGUAAAAAACAAAAUGGUGCUCAACAGUACAAUCUGACACUUUCUCAUUAGGAUGAAAGAAUACUUAUAUUGAUUUAUGCAGUAUUUAUUUAUUUUAUCUUUUCAUCAACAGAAAAUUUAGAUGAAAUCUUAAUUUUUAAUGCAAUCGGAGUGUGACUAAAACUUUGAAUAUGUGACCCAAAAUGUGAGAAUCAUGCUCAAAAUACAUAAUAUAUGGAGUACAGAGAAAUGGAUCUUGUUAGAUGUUCAUCUCAAUACUAUUUCACAUGAAUCCAGGUAAACAUUAUCAUCCAUUUAUGCUGGUUAUUAGCCACUUCAGAGAAGGCACCUUAAAAUAGCAUUGAAGAAAUAAGUCAGUUGUAAAGUUAAUAGCUGAAGGUGUAAAUUAAACAUGCUGCACAAAAGAUGGAAUGAACACCUCUGAUUUUGAGGUGUUCUCUGAUAGAGUAUUACUUUUUUUUACAUUGUACAUCCCUAUAAAUAAUGUUUCACUAAAAAUGAAUUGUUUGUUUAAAUUUGAAAGGCUCUCAAUGCACUACAAUUACUAUUGAUUCCCAUAAGAUUCAGUUUUGUGACAUCACCUGAAUUUCUGCUGGUCCCUGCAGAAACUGGUUUGCUGUGUCAGUGUUCAAGUAUCAUAUACUGCAACACAAAGUCACAAGGUAUUAACAAUAAAUUCAUAAGCAGAUCCGUACUACAGUAUUGCUACAAAAGUUGUUGAUGGAUAAUUACAAACAGAAUAGGAAGAAGGUAAUUAAGAUUUGUUUUAAAUAAAUAAUUUAUUUUGUGCUCAGGAGGAGUAAAACAAUCUUUUAUUGUUUUAUUGUAUUGUAUUGAAUAUAAUAACUAUAGUUUUAUCUUUGAAAAGUUAAAAUUAUUGAGUGAAUUAUGGCAACAAAGCAACUCAAGCGAACCUGUGCUCAGGACUGAUUUGUAGAAUAGUUGACUGUUUCCGUGACAUGCUUAUGAUUUGUUGUGUCUUAUUUUAAAAAGAAUAUAUAUUAUAUUAGUCUGCUACAUUUUUAUGAUUAAAGAGAAAACCUGACAUUAAUUUACAGCAAA